Cylicostephanus goldi is the source of this 755-nucleotide messenger RNA. The record is from the annotation of a GenBank genome assembly. NCBI's taxonomy places the organism in Eukaryota, Metazoa, Nematoda, Chromadorea, Rhabditida, Strongylidae.
AUGUUGAAUGGUGUAACUAACGGAGGUGGACUGAGUGAAACACAGCUUGACGAGUUGCGCGCAGAAAGCGAGCUCAAUUCUGAUCUUGCUAACAAGCGUUUGCAAGAAAUCCAUGAGCUGAAUGAACGAAUACAAAAGUUUGUGGAAGACACCUCUGCAUACAGUUCAUCUGCUCAAAUCAUUCAAAGCACGGAGUACCAAAAUCUAGUUGCGUUCUACUCUGUCGUUAUUGAUGAAUGCCGAAGGCUGAGGAGUGAUUUCGAAGCAGUCACAGAGGAACGUGAUCUUUUGCGUCAAGAAAUGCUGCAGAAGGUGGAAGAGAUGAAGGCCGACGAGCAUCAAUCAAUGCGCAAAAUGCGAUCGUUAUGUGAGCAAAUCACCCGAGAUUUGAACCAAAUGCGAACAGAAUCAGAUAUGCUGCGAAUGGAGUUUGAACAAUCUUUGGCAGCUCAUAGCAAACAGGAUGCAAAACAACAAGAUAUAAAAGUCCUGUUUGGUACGUUGAAAACACAGAACUAUCAGCUCAACUCUGAUGUCGCCAAGUAUAGAAAGAAGUGGAAAGAAGGUGUGAACACGAACUACAAGAUUCAAACGGAACUGGAUACUGAAAGGCGUCGGCUAGAAAGAUGUCUUGUGAUAGAGCUUGACGAUGAAGACUCGAAUGAGUUGGCUAGUCCAGAUCAAUCGCGAGACGAUUUGGACAUCGGUGAUGACGCGAAUGGAGAAAGGUAUGAGUUUUUCUGUACUCUCUAGGC